Gambusia affinis (western mosquitofish) is the source of this 1018-nucleotide messenger RNA. RefSeq names its product anionic trypsin-2-like. Bases 53 to 808 code for a protein of 251 amino acids. The transcript is spliced from 6 exons. Gene Ontology annotation, biological process: proteolysis. The record is from RefSeq and is a predicted model, not a curated record. Lineage: Eukaryota; Metazoa; Chordata; Actinopteri; Cyprinodontiformes; Poeciliidae. Gene Ontology annotation, molecular function: serine-type endopeptidase activity.
AGUUUAAAAGCUGCUGCAUGACUGCAGACAUUCACAGGAAUCUGGACCAGCAAUGACUCUGUUGAAGGUUCUGCUGCUGCUGCUGGGGCUGGGUGUUUCAAUGAACUCACAUGUUUCUCUGCACAAGAGAAUCAUUGGAGGUCAAAACUGUGAUGACAAGGAGAAUCUUUAUCAUGUUCGGCUGGAAAUCAACAAUGGUACUCAUGGGAGCCACUGUGGAGGAUCUCUGAUCCACCCUGAGUGGAUCCUGUCUUCAGCUCACUGCUGGAACUCUGAGCCAGGAUGGACUACCACAGCAAUAUUAGGAGUUCAUCCACGAACUGCUACACAGGAGAAACAGAUAAUCCAACAAAAUCCUGUGAUUUAUGUUGACCAAAGCCAUCAGCUGCAUGACAUCAUGUUGGUGAAGCUUCAGAGACCAGUAAGGAAUAUCCUUCCUGCUCGGCUACCAAGAUGCAAUAAUCGUAUUACGAUUGGUGCUGUAGUUCACCUGGCAGGAGAAGGAUCAACGACAACCGGACCCAAUAAUCGGCGAUUUCCCUUUGCUAGUAUUCCACCACAUCUUCAGUGUGUCGACAUGAGAGUUAGUGGUUUUGCCUUUUUGCCGACACAUGGGAAUAUAUUCUUUGCUGAAGCACAGAACACGGAUAUUUGUCAUGGUGACUCUGGUGGAGGAGUGGUGUUCAACCAGAAAAUUUAUGGUGUGAUUGCUGGCAGUUCAAUAGACUAUGCAUGUCAGCAACCAACUAUUAGCAUGAAUGUGUGUGAAUACAUGGAGUGGAUAAGCAAAACAGUUGGGUUUAAAUAAAACAUAAACUAUCAUGAAAUAAAAUUUUCAUCAAAUUUCCUCUCAGAUACAAUUUUAUAUUUUGUAUCUUUACCAAUUUGUACUGCAAGUUUAUAGAAUUAUGAUAAAUUAAUAGUUUUGUCUUUUCUCACCUGACCUUGACCUCCCUAAUGGAGCUUUCUCUGCCUCAGAAAUGAAAUAAUAAAUCAAUAAACGAAUGAAAAAGAAACA